CUCUUCCUACCAAAGGAUGGACUCAUGGAGUGCCUUAAAGCAGUGGGGGCUGCACCGGGGCCCUUGUCUUUAUCACAGAUAAUGGACCACUUGAAACAGUAUAUCAUUGAGCGGCAGCUCGUUGAUGCCAAGUUGCCAAGCGCAGUCAUCUGUGGCCAGGACCCACUGGGCAAGGUGCUUGGUGUGGAACGUUUUCUAGUCAGCGAAGUCAUGGACGACGGGAAAAAUGGGAAAAAUGACGUUUUGAAAAAUAAUUCAGCAGACGACCCUGCUCUACUACCUGUCGUCUGCAUCUUCUUCAGUGCAAACAUCAUCUUCUGUGCUGCCUUAGAUGCUAAUUUCUGUCAAAUUAACUUUUUUUUAAAAGAAAGAAGAACUGCCUAUUGAAUUUGGCUCGUUGAAAGAAUUUGUGGUGCUUUUGAAUUAAGCGAGGGAUGGAGAAGAAAGAAUAUGUUGACUUCUGUGGAUUGAUGGAUUGAAGCCGUCGUCUGCUGUGUCUGCAACGCCUGCUGACGGCAUUUAAGAGGGGACGCACAUCAUUUUGGAAGGAUGGUGGGACGACGGGAGUGUGUGAACUUCGGGAGGACUUACGAAGAGAAGGAAACGAAAGAUGUCACGUUCUUUCCAUGUUUUUUCUUCUUCUUCUUUAGCGGUCUUCUAGUCAAACAAAUGUAUGCUGUACGACCGCAGCAUGUAGUAACACAAGGAACGUUAAAGCGGGAACUUGAGUCCGGCGCCAACGGCACCAGCGACGCGCAGGCCUGCAAACGUGCGUGCGUGGAAGCGGAUUCCACGAGUGGCGCAAGUGCUCAGGGCGUGUCGUCCCCCGUGCGCCUUCACAUACCACCGUCUCCGGGCUAUGACAGUGGCCCAGAGACGGAGUACAGCUAUCAGGGUCACGAGACUGAGUUUGUCAAAGACACGAGUGACGACCUCUGGUUCCUCGAGGAAUCCUCGUCGGACAGCGUCUCGUCUGACGGCGAGGCCACCCACCGCCGGCUCUUGCGGGUGGCAACCUUGGCAGCCGAGAUACUGCAGUGUGAGGAGGAAGGACGCAACAGCGACGACUGCCCGUUUGAGGUCGAGUACGAGAUAGAGGAGGAGUCGGACCACGGUGAGGCCAGAAAGGCAGGCAGCAUCUCUUCCGACAGUGACAUUGAGGAGGUGGCCCAGGCAGAGAUCCUCAUUUGUGUCAACGACGACGACGCACAGUUCUGGGCUGACUCGUCGGACAGCUACUCCUCUGACUCCGAAAUCGGGGAUGCGGACCUGUGGCAGUGCAGACUGUGCGGCAUGGAGUGCGAGCCCCACGGCAUGUCGGCCGUGCAACGGUACUGCACCGCCUGCUGGAAGGAGCGGUUUGGGUGGUUGCCAGACCGAGAGGAGCGACACCCGCCACUGAAGAAGCGUCGCAGGGUGCAGCGCCGCAACAGCAAGGGAGCAAGGAACCGCCGGGCAUCAGUCGUAGCGGGCAUCAGUGGCGUCAACUCCUCGGACCGGCCACAGCUGAACAGUGCCGGCGAAGAAAGUCGGCCAGGGUCGUCUGGCGACAGUGCAAAGUCUUUCUCGGAAGCGUGUGGCAGCAGUUCGAACACCGAUGGUUCUCAAGAGAGCCUCAGUGGCGGGAGCGGGUUGGAGAGGUUGUCGCCCACUGAUGACUGCGAAGACGGAAGCAGCUUUGGCGCGUCGACAACCUGUGAAAGCCAGGAGCAGCCCGACGACUGGUCGCAGCCCGGUUGUAGCUCGGAUAAGCGGGACAGUGACGUGGUGGCACUUCGCAACGCAGCCACGGCCGACCUGUGCAGCAUCUGCAUGGCACGCCCCAAGUGCGGCAUUCUGGUGCACGGCCGGACUAGUCACCGUCUCACCUGCUACAAGUGCGCGUUGCAGCUGCAGAAGCGUAACCAGCCCUGCCCUGUGUGCCGACGCCGGAUCCAACGCGUCGUUCGCAACUUCGACGCCUGAUCGAGCAUCGGCCUUCGGUCGAGUGCAUACGCACCCAUUGGCCUCCUUAUGAAGAAGCAGAAAAAUAUACAGUUGGUUGAUGUGUAUCAUCUAAAGUGAAUUAAGUGCACCACAGACAAAGGAAGACAAGAGGAAGACAAAAGGGCAAAGCAAUAAUCUCGCCACUGAAAUAUUUAUUCAAAGAGGAAGCAUAUACAUACAGAAAAUAGGCUGACGUGUGCGUGUCGGGACAAUAGUUCUUGCAAGCAAUGGCAAGUCACAAAAAAUGGGGUCUAACUAUCAUAAACUAUGAAGAAAAAUGUAUUCCUUGUCAUGUCGCGAAGCCGAAGAGUGGCCAACACAACGAUCUCCUCUUUUUUUGUCUGUGUGUGGGCCUCCGCCAUUUCUCGGGUUGUCUUCGCCUACAGAUGAUUGAAUAGGCAAUGGGGCUUGUUAGUAUGCAUAGUGUGAAAUGUAGAAGUCUUUCAGUUGGAAGUGAAGUGCUUUGUCCUGUUGUCUUCCUUUCGUGUAAGCCUGUGGUGCGCUUAACCAAUUUUACACUGAUGCUUCUUGUGAAGUCUUCCAGUUGUGCGCAGUGCACUGCAGCAUUUGGCGAGCUGUGCGCAACUUCAACGCUGUGACCAGACACGCCUUCUGUGGUAAUUUAGCAAUGGCACGGGACUGUCUGUCGUGCAUUCUUACUGUUUCUCUCAACACUCCACAUACUGCGAGUUGCAUCUGUGAAGUUGAAUUUUUUAUUUGUGUGUGUAACGUGUUUGUGAAAAGAGCAACCCGUCUUGUACUUGGUGUUUGUCAAGAACCACAUCCUUUUGUGUCAUUAUUAAUAUCUUGGAGCUGGUCCCACCAUGUACUAGUGCAGUUGAAUCCCACCAGCAUGAAAUGUAUAGAAUACUCAAGCAACUUAUUACAGAAAUUCUCUUAGUGUUGAAGUCUUUAGUGGGCGUAUAACGUGUCACAAGUCUUUAGCUUAAGAAAUUGUUGUUUUGCACUGUCCAUGGUUUUGGACAAGCUGGGGUUAUGACACGAGGCUCAAGUCUUUGUGCCACGUGGUAACUUUGUAUGACGCUAAUGAUGUCUGCUACCUGUUUCUGUAUUCAUCUUGUUAGGUACGCCCUCGAUUAAUUUUUAUUUGUUUUUACGCAAAUUCAUUUACGAAACGAAAGAGCACGCUUGUACACCUCAUCUGCAGCAGAACACUGUAGCACAGUGCAAUUAUUUUUUAUUUUACCGCAUUAUAUAAUUCCUUUCGAAGCCCAGUAUCACUGUAUGCAAAUCAUUAACCAAGUUGUCGUCACAAAAUACAAGCGACAUGCACUGCUGUUAAACGUUCACUGGAGCAGAACAGUUGGGGUUACUGCAUAAAAGCUUAUCAGCCAAUCUGUAAAUGCCAUCAUGAACUGAGUUUCGAUGGUGUUGAUUCUGUGAAAAAAAAUCUGUCCACUGCAUUUGAUGGAACUGAUGAAACUGAUUUUUCUGAAGCGGAAAUCACAAUAAAGCGACACGCACGGCUUUGGGAUUCAACUGCACUAACGGCAACACCAGCUUCAGCUCUUCUGUCUGAUAUGAGUGCAUUCUGAAGUAAGCAGAUUGUUUAAUACAUAACCAUAAGUAAUAUAUACCUGUAAAUAAAUAAAAAAAAACACGUAGCCGACUUUUGACAACUUGUCAUUUGCUUUUGAAUGCUUGUGUGAUGUAUAUGAACGCACAGCAUGACACGAUCGAGCUGUCGUACGUCAUGUCAAAGGCAUUAGUAUUUGGUGCUUGGCCAACAAGCGCAGCAGAAGCCAAUAUUCAAUGUCUGUGCUAUGCGGGAGCAGCAACUUCUCUUGUUCUAUUGCGUGUUGAGGCUUGUAGUUAAACACAUCACCUCAUUUCCACCAUCUUGCAUGACAUUGGCCUAGUUUUCACUUGCACACUUAAUUUUGGUACUAAAUACUGUCACAAAUGACACUGUUGAGUUAGUGCUCGUGAGAAGAUUUUGGCCGUAUGCUUUUUCUCAUUGGUUUCAUUUGCCCACCAUCGCUGUUAUCUGCAGUUAAUAAUGUAACCUUAGCAAAGUUGCAUGCUUUGGUGGAUAAAGGUAGCAUCUGCGUUUGGGGAAUGAGCUAGUUCUUUUUUGUCAUGUCUUGAGGUGACACUAGCUAAAUUACCUUUUACAGCGGUAACUUAAAGGGUCAAGGCACUUUUAAGUGAAGUGCUUUUGCAACACAUAGUUUCACUUGCAGUUAUUUGCAAAUUGCUGCUGUCAAACAUUGUUUUCAAUAUGUCACCUUCUGUUUUGUUGGAACAUAACUGAAGACCUCAAAACAAGCAUGAUUGCCAUGCAGUGAAAAAGUAUGCUUUUCUCGAUGUAAAUGUAGCACCAGAGCCUCGCACAUCCAAGUACGCUUUUCGAUUCACAUGUGUUCCUUUCUGGGAACUAGAACUUGCGUUGUACAUAUCUGUCUAAUAUAGUAGCACAGGUGUCGAAGCUUCUGAUUCAAGCACAUUUCAGCAUGUAGCUUGAAACCUUCUUCUGUACAUAUGUUCCUUGUCUUUUAACGAAUAGACGAAGAGACACGUUGAGGAUUGCGACUCCUGCGGAUAUCUUUAGCUAGUAGUAACGGUCAAGAUCUUUACUUGUACAUAUAUGGCACCGGAACAGCUUGUUUUGCUGCAUGCAAGUUAAAUUGCAAACUUGAAUCACUUUUCAGUGAUGGAAGCAGUAACACAUCACAACUCUUGGUGUACCAUCUCGUUGGGACAUCAAUUGAGAAACUAAUUUCUUUAAAUGAAUUUGCUGCCAUAAAAAAAGCGUUUAUUGAGGCAUUUUGUGGGUAGAGCCCUUUUUUUUGUUUCCAGGGUAAAUGAAGUUGUUUUCUGUAGGAAGACCUGCAUUUUGCAAUCUUUUAGUUACAUAUUUUCAAUAGUUGCUUGUGAAACAUAUUGAUUUUUGAUUGCAAGGAGGUUUUUUUUUUUUCUUUUUCAUAAUAUAAGAAUUGCCAAGAAAAGAUGUGCUUUGAGACUCAAACAACUGCCUAAAGGUGUUAGUCCUAGGGUCAUCUUCAACUUCAUUUUCACUUUUAAAGCGAUCACUUCAGGGUAAGGUUUGCUACACAAGUGCCUUCUGUAGUGCUCCUCCAUCUCCUGUAUGAUGUUAAAUGUUUCAUUUGUGCAAUAACACACCCUAAUUGUUUAUGUCAUUGAGAAACAUUAUUUCUUUUUGUAUUCAAGAAAGAGUCCCCGAGCGGGCCGUAGAAAACUUGCCAGCAUUUUUUUUUUGGCAUGUUGCGCUGCGUAAUUUUGUGUGGUUUGCCUGCUUGCUGUAUUUGAAAAGUUCAUCAAGUAUUAAUGUUUGAGGUGAGUUAGUUGCAAUAGAUUUUUUUUCUAGAAAGUGUUGCGUGUGUACGUGUUAGGCUUAACAAAUUCUGCUCAAAGUUAGCAGUGGUAAGAAUGGGAGGCUACCAACUUAAUAUAUUCUAAGUGGCACAAGCUCUUAGAUGUCCUGCCACACGCACCGUCAAGCUUUACAUGUUGUAUGCUUUAGGCAUCAUGUUGAAAGACUGGGCGUGCAAACACGGACACGAAAGACAUCAGGACAACACACGACGUUUCUUUUCACAUAUUUUCACAUGAAUAACCGUUAUAAACAAUGUUACAUUGCAUUCGUUAAGCUUUCUUAUCUGUGUCGAGCUCAUUUUGUCAUGGCGUCAAUAAUAAAGGUUACGGACAGGGCAUUUAUUAGCAAGUUUUAGUGCUGCAUGCUUUGUAUACUCAACAACGCCGUGUUUUGCAUUCUGCGCAUGAGAAAAGUUUCACGCGCACACUCAGUACAAAACCCUGUAUUCUUGCAUAUGUGAUGCCUCUGUGGGUGCCACGUACGCUGUACUAAAACUUGCUAUUGACGCAGGCACUUGGUACGCUGUAUCAAAGUAAGGCUAUUCGUGUGAUGGCAGCCACAGAGUGUCCAAUAUUUUGUGCGACGAAAAUAUGCAGCAAUUGAAACAGCGUGAACAAAAAGUGUUGCUUACAUUACAGAGCAUUGUCAACUGUUCCUCAAACGCCUCUGCAAAUCGAUCUCAUACUAACGAUUUUGGCAUCCUAAGCAUGCUUUUGUCGGGGCCUAUUUUUUCCUUCUUACGGCGUUUCACGCUCACCUUGUAAAUGUUCACUUGCUUUGCCAUUGUGCAUCAUUACUAGUUGCUACGAGUUGCACUAGGUGCUCGGAAGCCUUCGACUUGAUUCACCGCACCAUUUUUGAAGUGUUUAAAAUCUCAUUGGUCUGCAAAGUUUGUACGGACCAAACGUCUGAACCUAGUGGUGCUUUGUGGCACGAUUUACGUGCAGUGAAAAACAGCUUGUUCAUCUUUGAAACUGUACAGUGUUCGCUUCACGGCAGCCACAGUGACCAGUAUGUGCAGUAUGCUGAUGACCAGGGUUGUGAGAAUGGGUGCACGCAACUAUUCGUGUCCACUCACUUCGUGACUCGAGCAGGAAUGUGCGUAGCAUCUUGUGUAGCAUAGCUGGAUACCUUAGACACUUUUGAAUGACUGAUGUACAUGUACGUUUUCUUUCGUCUUUUUUGUACAGUGUACAAAGUACUGCACGCAAUACAGGAACUGAUUAAUUUUGUACAGUGCAUUUGAUGAUAAGCUCUCUCUGUUCCCAGCAGCUGGAUACUUUAAAUGCCUUUGAACUCCAGAUUGUGUAGAUGUCUUGUACAGCACGAGAAAUGCUACAGCCUACAGCUGUUUGUCUUGCUUUCUUUGCAACUUUGUCACCGUAGUAUAUGCCAGAGAAACAGAAAUGAAAAAUGCAUCCUUGGCACAGUUUGAGGAAUGCAUUUGUGUGCAUGAGAUGUGUGCCAAUGUGUGACCUAUUGCGCCUUGGUUGAGGAACAGGGCUCUUGACACAGCUGUGUAAGUUUCGGUUAUGUAGCACGAGCUGCAUUGUGGUGCAUCCGUAAUUUAUCUGCACGAGAGAUUAUUUUUCUGCACCACAACAGCUGCUUCACUGCUGUAAUUUGCACAAUCACCAGUGCCUGAGGUUCUGAAUGAAUGCCUGUACUGUAAUAUCUUGCGCAAAAAGUUCUGUUGUAAAGCUCUAGUUAUAGUAAUUUAUUUCAUCAAUACGUCUUGUAUCUAACGAGUUUUUCUUUUGAGGUGCGAGUUUGGCGGUUGAUUUUACUACUGUUAUAGACCAUUCUGUUUGUUUCUGUUUGUUUUAUUUUUUGCGAUUCCUGCGUCUGUGUCCUAGGUUACAUCUGAGGAAUGUGACUUCAACACCAAAGUUUUGGGGUGUGUUUUUGUAGAACUGUGUCGUCAGUUUGUUUGGCAUAUUAUUGCUUAUGUUAAUCGGGGAUCGGUGUCUGUCUUUGCUUUCCUGCUGUUGGCAUGUACACAUUUUAUGUGGUUGUGGAUGUUUAAUUCUUCGUGCUGGGGCUGUGUCGGCGAGAUUUGCAAGAAUUCUGUUGGUUAAAAAGCAUUUGUGUUAUGUAAAAUGUAUGUUUUUUCAUUUUUUAUAUAUAUAUCACAGUUUUUUGUGUUUGUGUAUCAUUCAUAGUUUGGGAUUUGUUGGCUGUGAGGUUUCUGGGCCAAAUUGCUGUGCACUCGUCAAUGAUUAGUUAUUGCUUUUGUCUGUGGUUUGUGCUGUCGAACACUAGUUCGAAGGGUGAGGGCCACAGUGACAUCACUUCAUUAGCUCUGGCUUUCAAAUGCUUAGUGUUUCUGUAUUGUGUGUCUGCUUCAUGUUUUUCCAUUCUUUAGCGUAUUUAGUAAAGCUUGUCUCUUUGGGUCUGAUACGCUGCUUCGGCGCCAUGGUCCCAUGCUAUGAUAUCAUGCAUCAAUGUGGGCAUGGCAGUAUUUAUUAAACCACAUUGCUUCAGCUCACGUCGGCCAGUCAUAUGUGAUGUGGUGCUCAUUUAUCGCAACAGAAAAGUUUGACUGGUUCCUCCCGUUUGUCCUUAACUCUAAAUGCACAGUCUUUUGCAUUGCUGCGCUUGACUUGCCUGCAUUGUCUGACAGGCCUAGAGUUUGUUCAGAAGGCCCAUAACUCGUAUUCUAUUCACGGAACAGUCGUUUGCAGCACAAGCUAACUGCCCCUGCGAAUUCAUCAGCUUGUAUUCUACUGAUUGCGAAGACUUCUGCUGUUCACAUGUGUACACGGUUUACACCUUGUCACAACUGUUCCUUGUAGUGCCUUAAAAUGUGCGCUCGAAAGCUUUGUAACAUUAUUGCGGUGACUGGCACUGGCUGGGGACUAGGUGCAUGAGCACAGUCACAAUAAUAAUUAUUGGGGUUUCACAUCCCAAAACGAAGCUAUGACUAUGAGACGCCUUUGUGGAAGGCUUCAGAAAUUUCGACCACCUGGGGUUCUAUAACGUACACCUCAGUCUAAGCACACGGCCUCUAGCAUUUUGCCUCCAUCAAAAUGCAGCCGGGAUUAGAACCCACGACCUUCGGGUCGGCACUCAAGCGCCAUAUCCACUAGACCACUGCGGCGGGUAGGCAUGUACAUGUCUGCAUACAUAAGCAGUGACAGUACUUCACGCAAUCUGCAUAUUUUUACAGGUACAACAGCGUUCUGAUGUGCGUUUUUUUAAUGGUAGCUGUGCAAAAUGUGGCUGUUCUGUAUUGCUGCUGUGUAACAAUACUUUGUCCCAUUGCCAUGGCGUCGAGGAAGCAGUGUAUUUUUGUGGCUAACAAAGCGACAGGCUUUUACUGUGGCCUUUAUUGGUGGGUACCAAUGGCUUGUUUCUGUUUUUGCUAAUCUCUGUGUUUGUUUGUCAAGGGGAUGUGUUAAGUGUAUUGUAUUUCUAUGUCUGUGAGGGCUGUUUGCAUGCCUCUUUAACCUUUUCUAGUUAUUCUCUAGUUCAAAAGAGUCCACUGAGCUGUGCCAGACAAGCAGCUUUAUUUAAGCACUUGUGACAAUACUGCCGCUGAUGGUAUCUUUAUAGGUUGUUAGUAUAUUUCUAUUUUAAAACUCCACAAUUGGCUGGGCUGUUCUCUGCACUAAGUAGGAAUGGGCACAUCACAAGGGAGUUUAUUGUUGAUUUUUUUGGUUUUUUCUAUUAAAAUUUUUGUUUUCCAUUUGCUCCUGCUAGGAGUUCGUCAGAAAAGUAUAUUUUUGUUGUUUUACGUUUAUGUUCGCCAGAAUAGUGUCCUGGUAGGUUUCUAAAAGAAAAGUAUAGCUUUUUUAUUUACAGUGUUUUCAUUUGAGCUAAUGUUGCUUUUGUAGUGUAUGAUUGUGCAUCUGUACAUAGUUUAUGUUCGUUUCAUUUGGCUGAAUGAAAAGGAAGAAAAAAAGCAGCUAGAGGUGGCCGGAUGUGCAGGUGCUUAAAUAAGACUGCUUGUUGUGGACAAAGCGUGCGCCUCUGUUUUUUUUUUCCACUUCAUUGCUUCUGAACCUAAAUGAUUAUCACAGGUGGGAUUCGGUGCGGCAUUAUCUAAAAUUGAUGCAUUCACUUGACAAACCAUGGCAACCAUGCCGUUAGCGUGACCUAGCUGCAUACCAGGCAUGUUUGCUUUGUGUGACGGCACAAUAUAUGACAGUCACAGUGCAGGGAUUGCCGAUCGUGAUGUGGAUGCAUCAAUGCUGGAUGCCAUUGCACCUAACAUUAUUUUUAAAUGCUGUCCUUCUGGCUACUUACUGCUUUACAGCUUGCUACUAGCUGCAGUCGUAGCGAGAGUAAUGCAGAAGGCUUGAAUGAGGAGUAAGUGACUGAAAUGUCUGUGAUACUAGUAUCUUGGACUCUAAUAACAGCAAGUGUCUCUGUGGUUCGUUCGGACGGCGGGCUGCAGAGUGCUGGCGUCGGACUCGUCUUGGCACGUUUCACUUUCGUAACUCCUCGCUCCCUCUCCCCAUUUCAUAUCCUCGUUCCCAGGUGCCGAGGACGGUGCCUCUGGCACUACAACCUCCCCACCCUCCCCAAGCUCAUUUCUUUUUAAACCUAAUAUUUGUGAAAAUGUGUGUGCUGUUCGCAAGAGAAUAAAGGAAGAAUGUCGAACA
Molecule: messenger RNA, 9951 nt
Organism: Rhipicephalus sanguineus (brown dog tick)
Lineage: Eukaryota; Metazoa; Arthropoda; Arachnida; Ixodida; Ixodidae
Product: E3 ubiquitin-protein ligase Mdm2
Exons: 9
Coding region: 550-1965 (471 amino acids)
Biological process (GO): regulation of cell cycle; negative regulation of apoptotic process
Cellular component (GO): nucleus
Source: RefSeq, a predicted model, not a curated record